Pangasianodon hypophthalmus (striped catfish) is the source of this 5717-nucleotide messenger RNA. RefSeq names its product phosphatidylinositol-4,5-bisphosphate 3-kinase, catalytic subunit beta (gene pik3cb). The transcript is spliced from 23 exons. Lineage: Eukaryota; Metazoa; Chordata; Actinopteri; Siluriformes; Pangasiidae. The record is from RefSeq and is a predicted model, not a curated record. Gene Ontology annotation, molecular function: 1-phosphatidylinositol-3-kinase activity; 1-phosphatidylinositol-4-phosphate 3-kinase activity. The coding region runs from base 383 to 3592 and encodes 1069 amino acids. Gene Ontology annotation, cellular component: phosphatidylinositol 3-kinase complex; plasma membrane; cytoplasm. Gene Ontology annotation, biological process: cell migration; phosphatidylinositol-mediated signaling; phosphatidylinositol 3-kinase/protein kinase B signal transduction.
UUGCGUUUCCGGUUGAAAUCAGUGCACAGCGACUAUGCAUGAGCUAUGUGGCGAAGACAACCGGUUUAGCUCUGUUAUGAAAGUGCGAAGGGAGGGCCUUAGUUAGUGUAUUGAAACCAAAGGAAAAUGGAGAGCGAGUUCGUUUCCUACUGAUAAACCAGGAAGUAUCUGGACCUUGUAACCAUGGUAGAACUUUUUCGAACAGAAAGACGUCAGUGUCAACUGUGAGGCUGAAAGGCCCAAGUCUUUUCUCCGCUGAGACCGUUGGAGUCUGCUCGACGCACAAACUAUUUCCGUAUAGUUUAGAAGUGGACUCACGCUUCCGACAUUACGUAUCGACACCAGAAGGGUCCCAUGGUUUGCUUGUGGUGUGCUCUCUGCCAUGCCUCCCGCCAUGACGGAUCAGCUGGAUGUGUGGGCGGACCCAGUACUGGAUGGAAACGAUCAGGUCGCUGUGGAUUUCCUGUUGCCCACUGGAAUCUACAUUCAGAUGGAUGUUCCCAGAGAGAGCACCAUCCAACAAAUCAAACAGAUGCUAUGGAAGCAAGCACAGGUGUAUCCUCUCUUCUCCUUGCUUGGAGAGAUGGAUGGUCACAUAUUCGAGUGUGUGAACCAAGCUGCAGUUCAUGAGGAGCUGGAGGAUGAGAGCAGACGUUUAUGUGAUGUUCGUCCAUUUUUGCCUGUCCUCAGGCUCAUUACUCGUAACUGUGGCCGUGCUGAACGCCUGCUUGACUCCAAGAUCGGGGUGCUCAUUGGAAAAGGGCUCCACGAACUGGAUGCUUUGCAGGACCAGGAAGUGAAAGAUUUUCGUAGCAAAAUGCAACGAAUUAGUGAAGAGAAAAUGCAGUCAGUGCAGAUGAUGUCGUGGGCAGAAUGGCUUCAGAGCUGCUUCUCCCCCCAGAUAGAGGUGGGACCAGUCGAUGGUUUAUGUGGUAGGAAUGAGGGCUGGAUCAAGAUCACCAUGCACUACAACCAGUCACAGGACACAACAAGUUUAAAAGUGCCACUGAGCUGUACUGUUCCUGAGCUUAUGAAUCAGGCUCUCAGAAAAUGGCUGACUACUCAUGGCUUGGGAGAAGAUGAAGACUGUGUUGAUGACUAUGUGUUAAGAGUCAGUGACAAGCUGGAAUUCUUGUUUGGAGAACACCCACUUAUGUACUACAGAUACAUCAGAUCAUGCUUGCUGUCACAGGAGAUUCCACAUUUGACGUUAGUGCAUUGUGAUAUAGUGAAGGCAAUGUUUGAGCGUGAGAUCAGCACUAUUGGCGCUGUACUCGCACGGAAGUCAUCAAAUCCUCCUUUACCCCUCCCCCCUAAGAGGAGAGGACCAUCUCAGUUGCAUACGUGCAUUUGGGAGGUUCAGUCUUUUUUUAAAAUCACUUUAGUGAAGGGCAUUAAGGUCAACGCAGAAGAGACAGCAAAGGUGCAAGUUCGUGCAGGCCUAUUCCAUGGUACAGAGCUCCUGUGUAAGCCAGCUGUUAGUAAUGAGAGCAGUGGUCGCUCUGAGCACAUUUGGAACAAGACUCUUGAGUUUGAUAUUUCUAUUUGUGACCUGCCACGCAUGGCUCGCCUCUGUUUUGCCAUCUAUGCUGUCAUGGACAAAGUAAAAAAGCAGAAAUCAACCAAGAACAUGCAAAUGAACAAGUAUCAGACUAUUCGAAAAGCUGGAAAAGUGCAUUACCCAAUAGCAUGGGUGAACAUGAUGGUGUUUGACUACAGAGGACAGCUAAAGACUGGUGAUAUCAUCUUACAUACCUGGUCCUCCUUUCCAGAUGAGCUGGAGGAGAUGUUGAACCCUAUUGGAACAAUCCAGACAAAUCCAUACACUGAAAAUGCCACAGCACUGCAUAUUCGUUUACCAGAAUACUCAGCACACCCGCUCACGUUUCCCCCAUUUGACAAGAUCCUGGAGAAAGCUGCUGACAUUGCUGGAUCCACUGACUCUAUGUCAAUGGGACGAGGAGGAAAGAAGUUCUACAUCGAGUUGAAAGAGAUCAUGGAAAGGGAUCCACUGUCACAACUGUGUGAAAAUGAGAAGGAUCUGAUAUGGACUCUGCGCUAUGACUGCAGAGAGAACUUCCCACAGUCCCUCCCUAAGCUGCUACUGUCUGUCAAAUGGAAUAAACAUGAAGAUAUGGCACAGUUGCAGGCAUUGUUGCAGAUUUGGCCUAAAAUAAGUCCUCGAGAUGCUUUAGAGCUACUGGAUUUUAACUAUCCAGAUCAGUAUGUUAGAGAGUAUGCAGUCAGUUGUCUGCAAGAUAUGAGUGAUGAAGAGCUUUUGCAGUAUUUGCUGCAGCUAGUGCAGGUGUUGCGCUAUGAACCGUAUUAUGACUGUGCCCUCACCCAGUUUUUGCUGCAGCGUGCCCAGAUCAAUCGUAAAAUUGGACAUUUCCUCUUCUGGCAUCUUAGGUCAGAGAUACACAUGCCAGCAGUAUCUGUGCAGUUUGCCCUGAUAUUGGAGGCAUACUGUAGAAGCAGCAUCCCCCACAUUGAAGUGCUUAAAAAACAGGUUGAGGCUCUUGGCAAGCUAAAAGCUGUGAAUGAGUUGAUCAAACUGGGCACAAUAAAAGCAAAGAAUAAAACUAAGGAGGCUCAGCUGAAGGAGGCCAUGAUGAAGUGCCUUAGACAGACAGGCUUCAUUGAAAUUCUGUCAGACCUUCACUCACCACUGAACCCCCACAUAUUGCUUGAUGAUGUCAAUGUGGAGAAGUGCAGGUACAUGGACUCUAAAAUGAAACCUCUAUGGAUUGUUUACAAUAACAAGCUGCUGGUAGGAGACACGCUGGGAAUCAUCUUCAAGAAUGGAGAUGAUCUCAGACAGGACAUGCUGACUCUGCAGAUCCUAAGGAUAAUGGAUAUACUGUGGAAGGAAGCAAACCUGGACCUCAGAAUUGUGCCUUAUGGUUGCUUGGCAACAGGAGAUCGCACAGGGCUGAUCGAGGUUGUGUCCUCUGCGGACACCAUAGCUAACAUCCAAAAAAAUAGCAGCAACAUGGCAGCUGCUGCAGCCUUCAACAAAGAUGCUCUGCUUAGCUGGCUCAAGGACAAAAACCCUGGUGAAGCUCUAGAGAAAGCCAUUGAGGAGUUCACACUGUCUUGUGCUGGUUAUUGUGUCGCCACCUAUGUUCUGGGCAUCGGAGAUCGUCAUAGUGACAACAUCAUGGUCCGAAGCACAGGGCAGCUCUUCCAUAUAGACUUUGGUCAUAUCUUGGGGAACUUCAAAUCAAAGUUUGGAAUCAAGAGAGAGCGUGUUCCAUUCAUUCUCACACAUGACUUCAUUCAUGUCAUUCAGCAGGGCAAAACUGGUAACACUGAGAAAUUUGGCAGUUUUAGGCAGUACUGUGAGGAUGCUUAUUUGAUUCUGAGGAAGAAUGGAAAUCUGUUCAUCACACUCUUUGCCCUGAUGCUGACUUCUGGGUUACCAGAACUCACCUCUGUCAAGGACAUUCAGUACUUAAAGGACUCUCUUGCAUUGGGUAAGACCGAUGAAGAGGCGCUGAAACAGUUCCGGCAGAAGUUUGAUGAAGCUCUUAGAGAGAGCUGGACCACCAAAGUAAACUGGAUGGCUCACAAUGUGGCACAUCCCUCCUAACACCCUUAUACCAACAAGGAUCUAAGUUUAGGAGAAAGCUUGAACACAUGGUUGAACCAAUUAUACACUAUGUCUUAUAAAAAAAAAAGUUGUGAAGACCAUUAAAUGGUUAAAUGCAACUUACUCAAUGCAGUUAGCACAAAAAGCUUUCUGAUCUUAAGGAUUUUCAUGACUUUGAAAGAGAAACUUGACUUUGAUGGAGAUUUAAAAGGAGGUGCAUGAUUAACAAAGGGAACAAAGGAGAAGACAACUGUCAGCUCACCCCAACAUGAAAAAAAGCAAUCUUCCACAUUUCAAAAUAUUUUUCCACAGUAAGAAGCACACUGACAGGAACAAGCAUCACAAGUAGUUUUGUUUUUGAUUUACUACUGAAUGGAUCUUUUUUUUUUUUUAUUGUCAUGCCACCAUCUUGCAGCUGAAAUAACUCUUUAUCUGCAAAUGCAGUGACAGUGUCCUGGGACCACGGAUUAGAAAAAAGAAAUGGCACAUGGAGUAAAACUGAACUUGUUUUUUCAUGGAACUGGAAACAGAAAUAAUGACUCUGAAGGCUUGUAGAGCGAACUUGAGUGAAAUUGUUAUUGAAGAAAUAGUUAUAAAUUAUUCUUACUUGUCAUUCCAACUUAAAGCCAGAAAUGACUAUUGAAACAGCAGUACUUCUUGCUGCCUGCAAGCUAAAACAGUGAUGAACAUGCAGUUUGGAAUCUAACAGUUUGUAAGAAUACGUUUUUACCUGCCACCAGUUAUUGUUCAUAUUUUUUUUUGGGCCUCAAACUUAUUGUGUUCACUUGUAUACAAAGUUGAAAAAAAUCAGAAGUAUAGCCCACUCAUUGUUUCUUUGACAAAACCAGGAGUUAUUACAUUAUUGUGACAGCCAUUAGUUAAUUGAAACAAGCAAAUAUAAGAAUAUGGCUUCCCCUAAAUAGUUUCAUUCAUGUUGUUCAUACUGCCAAAAGAAUGAUUUUUAAAGCAUUUACUGCUAUUUGCUAUUUUUAAAUUCACAAUUACCCAAUAUAUUAAUGAGAUCAGAAUGCUGGAGCAAGAAUCAAAUAAUAGUAUUUAGUUUAGAUAGAUAUUUCAGGGAUUGUAACGUUCGGUAGGGCUCCACUGCCUUUAAAAGAAAUACACAUUGGAGCACAGACUCACCGAAUGCCAAAUGGGAUCUACUGUGCCUUAUACAAUGGAAAAAUUCUACUGUUCGUACGAGACUACUUAAAGCAAGAGGUUUCUAAACACUGGAAUUUAUUUGACCAUAAUUAUUUAAGGAUUGUUACAUGUUUAUAUUUAUUUUCUUCUUCUGAAAAGUUUAGAAUACUACUAAUAGACUGUAUCUGAGACUAGUGAGUUUACUCACACAAGCAUUCAGCAAGCAAAUCCUUUGUAACGCUAUGUCAGAGCUAAGAAAUAAUCAGUUCCCUCUCUUACGUCUAAUGGAGCUCAGUAGAUUCAAAGUAACUUUAUAACUUUACUAUAGCAGAAACGCUGUAACAAUGCACUAACACAGGCCUUUGGUGAUCUCAGAUAUGCUUUAUGUGAAUUAAGUACAGUUGACUACAAUCAUGGUUAUAAGAAAAUUCCUAUAAAGCCUAAACACCAUUUCAGUGAGCAUCUGUGCCCAUAGAAAAUUUCAUUUGUUUUCUAAUGCAAAAUGAUAUUUACACUGAAAUAUAGUGGUUUUAGAGGAUGAUUAUGCACAUGUCCAGUACACUUUUAUCCAAACAGUGUGAAACCUGAACCUAACCGAAACAAUGCAUUUUGUUUUUACUGUAGCAAAGAAAUUUUUAUGUGAAUAUCUAUACCAUACCAGUGGAUCUUUUAUAUUGUUGAUAACCUGCUGUGUAUCUCUAAUGCUGCUUAAAUUAUCCUUAGAGAAACAAAGUUUAAAACACAGAGGAAAAAAUUAAUUACCCAUGGCAUCUUUAAUAUACUGCCUGAGAGGAUAUUGGUGCAAUAUGAUGAAUCCUGUUCUGUGCAAAUUUGGGUUAAUGUGUAUGCACUACUGCUGCUGUAUAGUAUUACGCUAGCCUUCAAUUUUCUCACACACUGAAACUGUUUCUUUAUCUGAUUUUCUGACUUGUUCUUACUGAUUUUGUCAUAGGAAUGCUAUUAAAGUUUUGUUAUAGCAUUU